GAAAACAAAGAAUUGGAAAAUGCUUUGAAAAAUAUCCAGCUGCCUAAAGAGGAAAUUAAGAAACUUGAAGUGGAUGACAUCACUUUAUGGUACAAGAUGAUUCUUCCUCCUCAAUUUGACAGAUCAAAGAAGUAUCCCUUGCUAAUUCAAGUGUAUGGUGGUCCUUGCAGUCAGAGCGUAAGGUCUGUAUUCGCUAUUAGUUGGAUUUCUUAUCUUGCAAGUAAGGAGGGGAUAGUCAUUGCCUUGGUGGAUGGCAGAGGAACAGCCUUCCAAGGUGACAGACUCCUGUAUGCAGUAUAUCGAAAGCUGGGUGUUUAUGAAGUUGAGGACCAGAUCACAGCUGUCAGAAAAUUCAUAGAAAUGGGUUUCAUUGAUGAAAAAAGAAUAGCCAUAUGGGGCUGG
Messenger RNA from Leptonychotes weddellii (Weddell seal), 402 nucleotides. The record is from RefSeq and is a predicted model, not a curated record. Lineage: Eukaryota; Metazoa; Chordata; Mammalia; Carnivora; Phocidae.